AUGGAGGAGUUGCGCGCGAUCGAUCAGAAGAUUGGGAAGAUCCAGGUGCAAACGGAAACGAUGCUCGGAUAUGUCCGAGCGAUUCAAAGAUAUGUGGCGGCAAUGAAGUCGACGACAUCAGUGAGCUACGAUGAAGCAGGGGAUGUUGACUUUAUGGCGAGCUGUACCGUGUGUGGUAUGGAAACAAAUGGGCGUCAGCUGCCAAAGCAUGUAGAACGUUGCUUUGUGCGCUCAGAGAAGCAAACAUCUUUCGGGACUGCUACUCCUGCUUCGUUUAAUCCAGACAAUCUUUUCUGUGAAGCUUACAACAAAUUAAACAACACGUAUUGUAAGCGAGUGCGAGUGAUCUGCGCUGAACACUACAAAGGAGAUCUUGAAAAUGAACUACAGGUGUGUGCCUACCCCAAGGCAUGGUCUGAGGGGAAGUCGCUUACAUUCGCUGAGAUGUUCGAGCAUGGGCCAGAUCUCCUCAAAGAUCAAGGGUUCUGUUGUGCACCUCGUAAAGACUGUACUCAGCAUCAUCGAUGGGUGCAGGUGCUUGUCGGUACGAUAGAAUGUGAACGUAUGAAUCUUUUGACCCGACUGGACGAGCUUCUCGAAAGAAGAAAAGUAGUGUCUGUGGGCAUUUCUACUCGUGGAGACGUUAAUUUCCUUGCUAAACUUCCAAGUAAGUAA
Ostertagia ostertagi is the source of this 675-nucleotide messenger RNA. NCBI's taxonomy places the organism in Eukaryota, Metazoa, Nematoda, Chromadorea, Rhabditida, Trichostrongylidae. The record is from the annotation of a GenBank genome assembly.